Molecule: messenger RNA, 747 nt
Organism: Purpureocillium lilacinum
Lineage: Eukaryota; Fungi; Ascomycota; Sordariomycetes; Hypocreales; Ophiocordycipitaceae
Source: RefSeq, a predicted model, not a curated record
AUGCCCGACGCGACACCAUCCCGGUUGAUACCGCAUAUUCACCUGCUGUGCAUGGAAAAGCGCUUCGUCAGUGCCUUCACGUCGGCGAUUGCCCACCACGGCCUCGAGUCCUCCACAGCCCUCACCUUUGAGCUUCACAACGCCGCGUUGCAGUUCGUUCCCGAGUCAACGCGCUUCGACCUCGUCGUCUCACCCGCCAACUCAUAUGGGCGCCUUGACGGUGGCUUCGACGACGCCAUCUCGCGCGCAUUCUCCCCGCGCGACGACUACCUCGCUCUCACGCGCGUCGCCCAGCGCACCCUCUACGACACGUGGCGCGGGUUCGCACCUCCAGGAACGUGCACCCUCGUGCGCAUACCGGAAGACUUUGAUCCGCCUCGCUCGCGCAACGUCUGGGGGGCGCGGUACCUGGCGCUCUGCCCGACGAUGCGCACACCGCAGGAGGUGACGUGGGAUCGCGAGGUCGUCUACGAGAGCGUGUGGAGCCUGCUCGUCGCCGUGGACCGGCACAAUGAAGGCGUCCGAGCCCGCUCCAGCAGUCAUCAGGAUGUCGAGAUCGAGAGUAUCCUGAUGACGCCACUGGCGACGGGCAUCGGGAGAGUGAGCGAGGAGCGGUGGGCGCACCAAUGCGUCCUGGCCAUGAAUCACUUCCUCGAGGCCAAGCAGCGACCCGACAAAUGGAGCAGCCUGGCCCCCGUGGACAUCUUUGAGCAUACCAACGAAGUGGUCGACACAUGGACCAUGUGA